UUAACAGCAACAAAAUGUGGUUUAUUAAUUUAUUGUUCUGUGUUUUUGUGUCUCAUGUAAUCGCCUAUUCAACUUAUGGAACUGAAUCAAAUGGACAUAUGCAAAGGAGAAAUAUUAUUGAGGUACCUCCAUCGACUAUGAAUGAGCUUCCUUGCCUCGCAAUCGGAGGAAAUUGCUUAAGCAUAAAUAUGUGCCCUGAAGACAGGCGGUCACUGGGUAAAGGAUUGUGCCCUGUGCAAGAACAGCAAGGCAUUGAAUGUUGUGACAUAAGAUCUUUAACGGGAGAAGCAUGUGCUAAAGAUGGAGGGGUGUGUGUCUCUCGAUAUGAAGAUUGUGAAGAAAAAAUUACAUUUUUCGAGGGUGGCGAUUGUUCGAUAAAUGAAAAAUGCUGCUGAUGAAUAAACAUCACAACAGUAAUAAUAAUAAAGUUUUGAAAAUAAUACGCUAAAGUAUAAAAAUCUCAAAUAUCAUGAAGUAUCUAGUUCUAUCAUGGAAAGAAUAAAGUUGCAUAA
Messenger RNA from Papilio machaon (common yellow swallowtail), 512 nucleotides. Its product is annotated as U-scoloptoxin(19)-Sm1a. The record is from RefSeq and is a predicted model, not a curated record. NCBI's taxonomy places the organism in Eukaryota, Metazoa, Arthropoda, Insecta, Lepidoptera, Papilionidae. The coding region runs from base 15 to 395 and encodes 126 amino acids. The transcript is spliced from 3 exons.